AGGCGGCCAGUUGUUUUGUUUUUUGAAAUGAAAAGGACAUUCUUGCCGUAUUUACAUCUUUCCUAUUGUGCGAUGGCAACGUAAACCAGGACUACAAUCUCCACGUCAUGUUCCUUAGGAUCACCUUGAACAGCCUUGUUGCAUCGCUCGUAAUUGUCGUCCUGGCCGUGUACUGGUACCGGCUUCCUGCAAAAAAUGCCAAGCAAAAGGUGGCCAGGAGACCGCCCCCCGACCCUGAGGAUCCCCUGCCACCGUCCAAUUCACCGUUGCACCAAUUCUCCCGCUCGGCCAUCUGCUCCGACCACAAUGUGUGCAGCCUGCUGGCGAAGAACACCCUGGAAAGGGGCGGCAGCGCAGUGGAUGCUGCCCUCGCUGCCCUGAUCUGCAAUGGUCUGGUGGGGAUGCAGAGCAUGGGACUCGGCGGCGGCAUGCUGAUGAACAUCUACGUGCACGAAGAGCGCAAAUCGUACAGCAUCCUGGCGCGUGAAAUAGCCCCGCUGGCGCUGCGCUCUGGAAACUUCUCCACUUUCCGCGACGAGCAGGAGUUCAGAAAGUCCAGCUGGUCCAUUGCCGUGCCAGCGGAAUUGGCUGGCUAUGCCCAGGCCCAUCAGCGAUUCGGGAGGCUGCCGUGGUCGGACCUGGUCCAGCCAACGGUGGAGCUCUGCCGCAGUGGCUAUCGCCUCUACAAGCAUCAGUACGAUGCCCUAAUCCUAAACCAGGAGAUGGUCCAGGGCGACCCACGGCUGCGAGGGAUGUUUAUAGAUUCGAAUUCCGGGCAGUUCUGGCCCAUUGGUCAUCUCAUUCAGCCGCCGGCACAAUUGUGCGCCACCUAUGAGCGACUGGCCCGCGAAGGACCUCUUAGUUUCUACAAUGGCUCUAUAGCCGAGGAUCUGCUAGCCGACUUGGCGGAUGUGGGCAGUGCUAUUACCCGGGAGGAUUUAAACCGCGCCGAUGCCCAGCUAAGCAGGGCACUGGUGAUGCCGCUGGAUGAGUAUGAUCUGCAUUUAACUCCGCCACCGGGCAGUGGUCACAUCCUGGGCUUCAUCAUGAACAUUCUGUGCGAGUUCCGAGCGGAUUUCGCCAGCAACCCCAAAAUGGAAGCCCGGGAUAUACAUCGAAUGGUGGAGGCCAUGAAGUUUGGCUUCGUCAAGCGCUGGCAACUGGACGAAUCGGCCAACAGAGAGCUCCUGGAGAGCCUGACCAGCCCUGAAUGGGCCCAGCUGGUGGCAGCACAAAUCAAUGACUCGCAGACCUUUAAUAACUCCGAGUUCUAUGGCGACUCUCUGGGAAUACAGAUACGGGAUGAGCAAGGCACCGCCCACACCUCGGUGCUCCAUGGCAAUGAUGCUGUUUCGGUCACCAGUUCUAUUAAUUUCUACUUUGGCAGUGGACGCACUGGCCGCCGCACAGGUGUGCUGUUCAACAAUGCCAUGUCGGACUUUUCCUUUGAGCAGCUUAAAAAUUAUUUCGAUUUACCUUUUGUGCCUGGAACAAAUGGCAUUGCUCCCUCGGCUCGUCCCAUGUCCUCCAUGUGUCCUGUCAUCGUCACGGAGCGUUCGUCGGGCCAAGUCCGUUUGGUUGUGGGCGCCGCUGGUGGCACCAAAAUCAUCUCCGCCCUGCUGCCCCUGCUCGUGCGCAAUCUCUGGCAGGGAGCAAGCAUUAAGGCAGCCAUUGAUGCCAGUCGCCUGCAUCACCAGAUGCUGCCCAAUGUUUUGUUUUAUGAAUAUGGCCUGGUUCAGGAUCAAGUGAAAGACCUGCAGGCCAAGGGUCAUCGUUGCGAGCGUUAUGAGCAGCGUGGCUCAGUGAUUUGUGGCAUCGCACAACAGAAUGACAGCGUCUGGGUGAACUCGGACUUCCGGAAGCCAGGAGGAGUAGCGGGAUUUUGAGGAGGCUGGAUGCUGUUCGGGAUUUGACUUCCUCAGACAUGUAUUUGCAUAACUCACUCUAUAUACAUAUAUAGAUAUAUGCAUUGACGAUAGCGGAUCUGGCUCAGAAAAACUUGAUUGAGGAAAACUGAAAGAUUAGUUUACGUUCACAGGCGGAAGUGUCAAGACGCCGGUAGUUUGAUCUCUUGGUUGUAUUUACAUCUGCAGACGAUCACACCGGGCUUUUUAAUGAGGCUCAACGGUAGCAGAUAGUAUUUAUGAUGCUAUAAACAUACUUUAAUUUUAAAACAAAUGUCAAUAAAAUUAGUAGAUUAAAAAAUAAAUAUAUAUUAGUUUGAAAAGAAAUCAGUAACAGAUGCUGAGUUAACUGAACUUUAACAGCUGGUUGCUAAAACCCUUUGGGAAUUCUAAAGCAAAGCAUG
Molecule: messenger RNA, 2308 nt
Organism: Drosophila kikkawai
Lineage: Eukaryota; Metazoa; Arthropoda; Insecta; Diptera; Drosophilidae
Product: glutathione hydrolase 1 proenzyme
Biological process (GO): glutathione catabolic process
Cellular component (GO): plasma membrane
Molecular function (GO): glutathione gamma-glutamate hydrolase
Source: RefSeq, a predicted model, not a curated record